Molecule: messenger RNA, 2212 nt
Organism: Pelmatolapia mariae (spotted tilapia)
Lineage: Eukaryota; Metazoa; Chordata; Actinopteri; Cichliformes; Cichlidae
Product: ankyrin repeat domain-containing protein 49-like
Exons: 3
Coding region: 232-921 (229 amino acids)
Biological process (GO): positive regulation of DNA-templated transcription
Molecular function (GO): protein binding
Source: RefSeq, a predicted model, not a curated record
GUGAAACGUACUGCGCUUUGCUCUUCUAUGCUAGCAGUUAGAGCUAGCAUAGAAGCUCGUCUCUGUUAGCGGCAGUGGUCUUUGAAGAGAGUUGCUUCACAAAUAGUGGACUCAAGAGUGACGUGUGACGUCAAAACACGGCUACUAUACGUCACGGUGCGGAAUGUCAACAACGGUUUGAACAGCCUAAGAUCACAACGGGAUCUGGCGGAACAGUUUCAGCAGCGACUGAUGGAGUUUCCAGAAGAUUUUAACCAGCUCGAGCUUCUUGACACACACGGACACCUGAUCCCCCGAGGGUCUGGCAGCGUGUGGACCGGAAGCAAGGACGAUGAAGAAGAGGCAGAGGAGAGGGAGCACAGUGAGGAGUGGUAUCUGGAAAAGGAGGAAGCUCUCAAAGAUGAACCCAACGAGCUCAUUCUGUGGGCAGCGGAAAACAAUCGCCUUGCCACAGUCCACAGUUUGUUAGCUGCUGAUCCUUUGCUGGUGCACUGCUGUGAUGAAGAUGGUUACACUCCCCUGCACCGUGCCGCAUACAGCGGCCACGUCGAAGUCGUCUCUGCUCUGCUUGCCGGCGGCUCUAAGGUCAACCCCCGCACCAUCGAUGGCUGGACUCCCCUUCACAGCGCUUGCCGCUGGAGCCGCGUUUCUGUGGCGAGUUGUCUCCUGCAGCACGGAGCGGAACUGAACGCCCAGACCAACGGUGGACUCACACCAUUACAUCUCGCUGCUUCUUACACAAGCUUCUCAAAAACAGACUCCAGACACACCUUAGAGCUGCUGCUCUCUCAGCGCCAUCUGAAGCCGGGGCUCCGCAGCAGCAGCGGGGAGACUGCCGGAGAGGUGGCUCGACGUAGUGGGCCACAUCACUUUAUGUUUGAGAUGGUGGAAGACUAUGUGAAUGUGGUGCCCAUCUCAUGAACAAAAACACAGGCUCACACAGGCUUUCACAUUAGCUGUCACUUGAAAAAAUGUAUAAAAAUGGAAUCUUACACAUUAAUUAAAAUGCUCUUGCAUUCUAGUGUUUGAAGCAGUAUUGAUGUCUUGCUCAUGGUCAGGUUUCCUUUUGAAGCAACAUAAUAAACGUGAAUGUCAAAUCCCAAAUUCAUCUUCUUUACAAUUAGAUUGAAAGUUUCUUUUCUUUUAUUCUGCAAUAGACCACAGGUUAAAAAAAGGUCUGCAUUAAACCUGAAAUUGCAGGUUUUCUGAGGAGCUGAAAAGAUGCUGUGAUAAGAUUCAAGCUGUGUUUCUGAGUGCCAAUUGUUCAGUGACAUUUAGAUACUAGAAAUUCAAAGUAUUAUAUAUGAGUAGUUAUUUUAGUAUCUACCUAUUAACUAAAAGUCUUUUUCAACCUUGAAAGGUUUUCUUUGGAUUUGUGUAAGGCCUAACUUUUACACUCAUUAGCCACUUUAUUUGUUACUAGAGUAGGCUCUGGCACUCAAACGAUGCUCGCUUGGUACUGUGGUGCCCAAAAUGUGCCACGUAAAUAUAACCCACACCAUUACAACACCACUACUAGCCUGAAACACUGAUAAAAAGUAGGAUGGAUGAGACUCAUCAGAUCAAGCAAUGUUUUUUUAUUUUCUAUUGUCCAGUUAUAGUGAACUUGUUGUGUAGCCUCAGUUUCCUGUUCUUAGCUGACAGAGAUGGCAUCCAGGUUGGUCUUCUGCUACUAUAGCCCAUCUGCUUUAAGGUUUGACAUGUUUUAAGAGAUGCUUUUCUGCAUAACUUGGUUGUAACUUGUGCUUAUUAGUGAAUAUUUAUACUGAUCUUCUUUUGGCCUCUGACAGUGGAUUUAUGUCUGUGCUUGUAUGGCUAAACCUCAGUGCAGUGUUUGAUACUGUUGACAAUAUUUUAUUACCGAAAUUAGAGCAUGCCAUAGAUACUGCACUGCUGUGAUUUGAAUCAUAUCUAAUAAACGCCAAUGUGUUAAUGUAAAUGGAAGUCCACAGGGUUCUAGGAUUCUGCUGACAUUAUAUAUGGUUCCCUUAGGCAAUAUCAUUAGCAUGCAUUUUUAUUGGUUUGCAGAUGAUACCCAUACUCUCAGAUGAGUUAUUGGGGGGGGGGGGUGUUGUUCUUUUCAGUUACUGCUAAAUAUUCACGUUUUUAAUAAUAGCUUCUUACUUUGUGUGACAAGGUUUUACAGAUCAUCUUCUCUGUAUUGCAUGCUUUUUCUCAGGCAAUGACCAUUAAAAAGAACCCCGGCUAUUAA